UCGGGCCAUGUGUGAGUGUGUUGCCGUACCUACCAAAGACUAGUUUGUACAGCUACAGUUUGAGCCUUAUUCAUACGUAUUUAUCUGUACAGAUACUAACAUUUGGCUUAGAAGGCUGACUUCACGUGUUUGGCAGAUUAUAUAUUUCGUACACGGAUUCCUUAAAGAUAGUUUUACCAAAAUAUCGUGUGCUGCUCUGCGUUAGCUUGGCUUCAGUUCAGCUGAUAUGACAGUUUGUAUCUUUUAGUACAAGGAUCUUCCGAUGAUGGCUUAACCCAACAUGAUAAAAUCCCCAUCACUGUUCAGUGCCUUAGUUAUCCGCACAUUGACGUUGAAGACAAUCGGUAUCCUUGAUCGGUUCUGUUGCACGAUGAGUGAAGGAUCUAAAGAUGAGCCCACAGCCAAGCUGAUGAAAAGAGCCAAUGAGGAAAAUGAAGACUCUGCUGAGAGGGUGCAGGCUGCAAAAAGAAUAAAAGCAGAGGGGGUACACGCUGAGGAUGAAAAGAAAUAUCCUAAAAAGAAAGUGGUCCUCCUCAUGGCAUACUCUGGAAAGGGAUACUAUGGCAUGCAGAGAAAUCCGGGAACCUCUCAGUUUAGGACCAUUGAAGAUGAUCUGGUCGCUGCACUUGUAAAAUCUGGUUGCAUUCCUGAAAACCAUGGUGAUGAAAUGAAGAAGAUGUCUUUCCAAAGAUGUGCCAGAACAGAUAAGGGUGUGUCUGCUGCUGGCCAAGUGGUGUCUCUAAAGGUGUGGCUGAUUGAAGACCUCAUUGAAAAAAUCAAUGAGCAUCUGCCACCACAGAUCAGAGUGCUCGGUCUUAAACGAGUGACCCAGGGUUUCAAUUCCAAAAACAACUGUGAUGCUCGCACAUACUCAUAUAUGCUUCCAACAGUGGCCUUUUCCCCGAAAGACUAUGACACAGGGAAUAUAGCAGCCUUUCGCUUGGAACCAGAGACACUACAGAGGGUCAACCGUCUGUUUGCUUUCUAUAAAGGCACCCAUAACUUCCAUAACUACACUUCCCAGAAGGCUGCAAAUGACCCUAGUGCCCGCCGCUACAUCACAGAGAUGUCCUGUGGAGAGCCUUUUAUCCGCAGCAAUUCUGAGUUUGCGGUGAUCACUGUGCGAGGUCAGAGCUUUAUGCUGCACCAAAUCCGCAAGAUGAUUGGCCUGGUGAUUGCGGUGAUAAAGGGCUACGCGAAAGAAGAAGUGAUGGAGCGGAGCUGGGGCCAGGAGAAGGUGGAUGUUCCCAAAGCUCCAGGGUUGGGGCUGAUCCUGGAAAGAGUUCAUUUUGACCGGUACAGCAAACGCUUUGGAGGGGAUGGGCUGCAUGAGCGCCUGGAAUGGGAGCGUGAGGAAGAGGCAAUCAAGGCCUUUAAGGAGGCUCACAUCUACCCCACCAUUGUUGAGACAGAGCGUCAGGAAGGCUCCAUGGUCAAUUGGAUGUCCACGCUUCCUAUCCAUGAUUUUGAAGCCACCGCUACUGAAACACAAGACAAUAAGGGCCACAAACAGGAUAAUGCAGAAGAAGGAAACGACUCAGAUUAGGUCACACUGCCUGCUGAAAGAAGAGACUCGCCAAAACAAUCUCUUUCUGUUGCUGGGAAUUAGCUUCCAAAUAAGGUCUAAAAGUAUAUCUUCCAAGAUUGACUUUUUUUAGUGGUUUUAAAUUCUGUUUCUCUUAUACAAAUGUUAUUAAACCCAAACAACA
Seriola dumerili (greater amberjack) is the source of this 1709-nucleotide messenger RNA. It is a transcript of the gene pus1, whose product is annotated as pseudouridylate synthase 1. NCBI's taxonomy places the organism in Eukaryota, Metazoa, Chordata, Actinopteri, Carangiformes, Carangidae. The transcript is spliced from 6 exons. Gene Ontology annotation, cellular component: nucleus. Bases 281 to 1546 code for a protein of 421 amino acids. The record is from RefSeq and is a predicted model, not a curated record. Gene Ontology annotation, molecular function: pseudouridine synthase activity; RNA binding. Gene Ontology annotation, biological process: tRNA pseudouridine synthesis; mRNA pseudouridine synthesis.